Molecule: messenger RNA, 6425 nt
Organism: Sphaeramia orbicularis (orbiculate cardinalfish)
Lineage: Eukaryota; Metazoa; Chordata; Actinopteri; Kurtiformes; Apogonidae
Gene: cmya5
Product: cardiomyopathy associated 5
Exons: 14
Coding region: 96-5669 (1857 amino acids)
Cellular component (GO): cytoplasm
Molecular function (GO): protein binding
Source: RefSeq, a predicted model, not a curated record
CCUCUCAAUUCAUACUGGUUGAAUACAUUAAGAAGACUCUAAAACAAACACAAAAAUUGGAAACUGCAAAGGAACUGCCGCUGGGUAAAAUCAAGAUGGAUGAAUGUGAGAGUCUGGACUCUGAGAUGACAGAGCUGCAGGAGUGUGGGGCUUCAGAGACCUUCAGCCAAGACGAUGAAGAUGAGGUGGAGGAACUUCAAAACAGUCUGCGAGAGGUUGUCCAGGACCAGUCUGUGAAGCCCAAACUCCAGUGCCUAAUGGUGGAUCCAUCGUUCUCCAUGGUGACUGUUCAGAGUGAGGACAGUGGUAUUGUAUGGGAGACAGCCUCCAGCCGCUGUUCUACCCCCUGGGCCUCUGAGACCAGCUCCAUCUCUGAAGGCUACAGCAUGGAUGGCUCUGGAGCUGCAGGAAAGAUCACCAUCGUCUUUGACGAGGAGAAAAUAGUCCGCAGGAGGACGAGGUCCGGAGGAAGGAGCAGCAGGCUCGGGGACAGGCUGAGCCGACCCGGUAGUUCAAGAUCAGCAUCGGCUUUGGGAGUGGAGAGACUUGAGAUGGUAGAGGUUUCUCUUCCUAAUGUGAAACAGGAGCAAACCGGAACAGAACCUGACCUGGAAGAAUUAAAAAGCAAAGAUCAGCAGCUUUUUAGUUUGAUUUCAGAGGGUUAUGAAAUUCUCAACAUCAGAGUUCCAUCAAAACUUCCCACUGUGGAUGAAGAAGAGAGCACAGAGCUGCAAGACAAUUUGUCCUAUUUGGACCAGACUCCACAGAUCAGGUCCAGAAGCCACCAUGACUGGACACAAGCACAGAAUCAUGUUCUGCCAGAGGAAACUGAAGAUGCUGAUGAGAUCUCAAAGCAAGACUCUGCUCAGCCAUCAGGAGACUCAAAGCUUGAAGAAACUCCCACUCCAAAAGAAAGCGGUGACAUCGACUACUUUGAGAAGUUUACCCUGGUGGAUGAGGUGGUUCCUGGGGAACAAACUGCAGAGCUACAGGAUGAAGCAGCAGAGCCAGCAAAGCCUGAAGAAGAGCAAAAGGAUGUAAAGGAGGCAGGUGCAGAGCGUAGUCCCUCUGCCUCAGAAGACUCCUUUGUUUUUGUUAGUGAUGUGGAAAUUGUUGGGGAACACCUGGAUGAAGUGUUUUAUGGAGAAGGAGCUCCUGCCGAUGCGGAGCAGCAGAAAGAUGAGGCAGGAACAAGAAUCAGACGCCAGAGUUCAGUGAAGGAGAGUGGCUCAGCAUUGUUUGGGAGUGAAGAAACAGUCCUCACACCCAUCUUCAUCUCCCCUGGACCACCUAAGAUAAUCGACCCCAUUCUCCUGGAGGAACCUACUGCCAUGUCUUUUAUGUAUACUGACCUUUAUGAGGAUGCUGUAGGAGAGAGGAAAAGGAGUGAUGAGGAAUGCUCUGAGGCAGAGAGUGUGACAUCAGAGAAAUCAUUUAAGAGAUGUUUCACAGAUACAGAGGAGGCAGACGGAUAUCUGGAGAUGUUCAUUUUGAAGGAUGAAACUCCCUCCGUGGACGCCCAACCAGACUCAGUGGGCAAUGAAAGAGAAGGAAGAAUGAUGUGGUCACAGAGUAAGUUCGAAAUGACAGGAUGUUUGACGAGAGCCGUCCAAGAAGAGGAGGUGGAAAAGACCAAAAAGGAGGAAGUAAAGACACAGAAGGAGAUCAUUCUAGACACAAAUGAAGCUUUACAAUCUGUAGUAUUUGAAGACAAAGAUAAACAUGUUACAGAAAUAGAUGGAGAAACGAAAACACACCUCUCCACUGUGACUGAAACUGUGGACAUAACCUCAGAGGAAUCAGCUCAGGGGUCUAAAGUGAUGGAGAUGAAGAGUGAUGAGGGGGUGAAACCUGACUUUAGUAAAGGUCAGACCGAAGCUCCUGAAAGCAUUACUGAUGAGCAAAUACCUGAGGUUCAACAAGUGGAUGAUAAAGAAGAAAAAAUAGAGGAUUGUGAAGAGCACCAGAGGAUACAACUCUCCACAGAGACUGAAAUAACUUCAGAGGAAUCAGCUCAGGAGUCUAAACUGACAGAGAAGAGUGAUAAGGAGGUGAAACAUGACAUUAAAAAAGAUCAGACGGAAGCUCCUGAAACCAUUACUGAUGAGCCGAUACCUGAGGUUCAACAGGUGGAUGAUAAAGAAGAAAAAAUAGAGGAUUGUGAGGAGCAUCAGAGGGAAGAGCCAGAAGAAACACCCUGUGAGCAAAGCAAAACAGAAACUGAGGAACCGUCUCAAAAAGUAGUAGAAAUCACUGAUGAAGAGUUUGUAAAAGCAGCUGAUGAAACAACAGAUAAGGCACCUGUUAGCAGUGAGGUUCCACAGGUGGACACUGAAUCUGAAAUUCUAACAGAAACCACUGAAAAGAGCUCAUCUGCAGAGGUAGACACUGACAUUAAGACGGUGGCUCCUGGUGAUAAAGUAAAUGAAGAGCGUAUCCCCGUAGUAGAGGCCUCAGAACCUCAGACUGAAAAACAGGAAAUCUUGACUGAACCCUCAGGUGUAACAGAGAUGACAGCACAAACAUCAUCAGAUGAGGAAAAACACGAAGUCAUUUCUGAAAGUGUUCCACCUGUUGAGGUUAGCACUGACUGUGAGUCUGCAGUGCAUGCAGUAGUGGAAGUAAUUGAGAAAACUGUGCCUGAAAAAGAAAUCCAGACCCAAGUUCGGAUCGAUCUUCAGGAGGUAACCAGUGUUGAGACUAAAGAUCUACAGCCAGAAACAGAGAAAGAACCUGAAAAUGAGACUGAAGCUGAGACCAAGUUGACAAACAAAACUAAGGCUGAUGAUCUGUUGUCAGAAGAAACAAAAGCAGAUUCAGGUGAGAAACAGCCUGAAAUCCUUGAGCCUGAGCAUCAUCAAGAAGAUCAGUCAGAAGAAGGCGAAGCCAAAGUUAAACCACCAACAGAGAUUCAGGAGAUGGUUAGUGUGGGUGAUGAACUGAUAGUCCUCGUUCCCAAAGGACAAGCUGUAGAAAUGGACAUAGAAAUCAAUCAGCGGUCUGAGAAGAUUCCAAAACCUGAUGAAGUAGCCGAUUCUGAGCCUGUAAGCCCAUGUGAACAUCUUAUAACACCUCAAGACAGCACAGCACAAUCAGGGCCUCUUCAAGAGACAAAGACAGAAACAGAGACAGAGUUGCAACCAGAAGGAAAAACUGUGGUUGCUGAAAAGGAAGAAGUACAACUCAGCAAUGACUUUGAUAUGAUGGAUUUACCUCCUGAAUCUGUGGUGGAGGCCGAUAUAGAGGAGCAAAAGAUGGAGCAACCAGCUGCAGAUGGUCCAGAGGAGACUGUUGAGGAGCUUGAAUAUGAGAUCAUAUCUAAACAGGAUACUGGAGAGAUGCCAGAACCUGAAACACAGAUAGAUGCAGAGGAAUCGCUGCCUGAAUCUGCUCAGGACAAAGAAAUGACAAUGGAGUUGGAGGCAGAAGUUGAGGUGGAGGAGAAAGUCUUAGAUGAGGCUCAAAAUGAGGAGCUCAUCAAGGUUGGAUAUGAAACCAUUGAUGCUGAACCUGUGGAAGAGCCCGACACAGAGGAGCAAAAGACGGAGAGGGAUUUAGAGGAGGAGGAGACAGUGUUUUCCCCUCUGAGGAGCUUUUCUCCACUGGAGGAUUUAUCUGGCCUAAACAGAGAAGACAUCCAGUCAGGAGCAGCAGAAGAAGUGAUAAGUAAACUGGAAGAUACCCAAGAAAAAGAUGUAAUCAAAGAGGAAGAAGAAGUAGAACAAAACAUAGAAGAAGAGGGUCUGGAGGUGACUGCUGAGGAGCUUGAAUAUGAGAUAAUAUCUAAACAAGACGCUAGAGAGAUGCCAGAACCAGAGGCACAAAGAGAAGCAGAGGAACCACGAUCUGAGUCUGUUCAGGAGGAACAAACAACAAGGGAGGCAGAGGAGAAAGUCUUGGAUGAGGAGUUUAUCGAGGCUGACUAUGAAACCAUCGAUGCUGAGGAGGAGACUCAGGCCCGAUUGGCUGCUGAGCUGCAGGGGAUGGACUGGUUCUGUGUCACCUGUGGAUGUCUGCUGUUAGAGGACGACUGUGGGUCUGAAGAGCAUCACAACCAUGAGAUUAAUGCUGUGGACAGCGUCUAUGAGGAUACCAUGGAGAAGCUGAGUAACAUGAUCUCAGAGCUGCAGGGGAGGUCUGAGAACAUCGAGGAUAUGGUGUCUGAGCUGGAGCUGGCCUACAACACUGUGGAGGACCAGUUCACAGAGACAGAGGCAGCAAUGCAGGCUCAGAAUGAGGAGAUGAUGGCUCUGGUAAUGGAGCAGUACAACAGUAUGUCAGUCAGUAUGGAGGAGGAGAAGAAGGCCAAGCUGGAGCAGCUCUAUGACCAAAUAGUCUCCUUCCAGGAGAGCAUCGACUCUGCCAAAGCGACGCUGGAGACCACAGCCAGAGAGGCUGAGACCGACGCACGGUCACCUGAAGACAUUCGAACAAGGCUGAAGGCGGCUCUGGACUCUGCCAUGUCGCUGGAGCUGGGUCCCCGGGGGCUGCUGGUGUUUGAGGACUACGCCAAGGGCAACACCGCCAGCUCACACUUAGCACAACGCAAGGGAAUCCCAGUGCCUCAGAAGCCGACACUUCAGCCCCAGGAGCCCAGCUCAGCCACCUGCACCAGUGUCACUGUUUACUGGAAGGUUAACCCUGAAGACGUCAUCGACUGCUUCCAGGUCUACUGUAUGGAAGACCCACAAGGAACUGUGUCUGAGGAGUACCGUGUGACAGUGAAGGAGAGUUACUGUGUUCUGGAGGAGCUCGAGCCUGACAAAACGUACAAGGUGUGGGUGAUGGCUGUCAACUACACUGGCUGCUCUCUGCCCAGUGAGAGGCUCAUCUUCAGAACAGCUCCAUCGGUGCCAGUGAUCGACACUGAGCGGUGUACUGUGCUAUGGGACUCAGCCACUCUGCGCUGGAGCUCUGCAGAACAGACUUCAGAACAAAGUUACACCUUGGAGUACUGUCGACAGUAUGAACUGGAAGGAGAGGGUCUCAGAUCUAUCUCAGGUAUCAAAACCCUGGAACAGAGAGUUCUCCUCCAGCCAAAUGAGAACUAUCUGUUCUACAUUAAAGCUGUGAAUGAAGCUGGAGCCAGUGAGCAGAGCGAAGCUGCACUCAUUUCCACAAAAGGAACGAGGUUUCAUCUGCUGAAAGCCUCGGCUCAUCCUGCUUUAGAGCUGUCAGUGGACCAGACCACCCUGCACUAUCACCAGGACACAUAUGAAAACACACCAACCACGGAUAAACCAUGUCCAUCCAUUCUGGGUGAGCUGUUGCCGGUCAAUGGACAGUAUUACUGGGAAACCAUUGUCUCAGGGAGCACAGCGUACAGACUCGGUGUGUCUUACAGCACAGCCAGAGACAGACCACUGGGUGAAAGCAGCCUGUCGUGGUGUCUGCAGUGUGUCCCUGCACCUUCAGGUUGUAGGUAUCAGCUGCUCCACGGUGAAGCUCAGUCCAGUUUGUUUGUGAUCGAGGUACCUGAACGGGUGGGGGUUCUCCUGGAUUACCAGCUCAGUCGUCUGUCUUUCUACAACGCCCAGAGCGGUCAGUUGUUAGGUACCUUCAACCAGCGCUUCACCCAGCCCUGUCAUCCGGCUCUGGCUCUGGAGAUGCCGGGCAGUUUGGAGGUCUGCAUGGUGCAGGAGAUGCCAGAGUUCACGAAGGACAGCUAGCUCCUCUUCAGCUGCCUUACAUAGUGAAGUGUUUACAGCUCAUAUUGGACUUUUGUUCAUUAGAAUCUGCUGUUUGUAUAAGAUGUAAAAUGACCACUGUUGAGUUCUUCAUUUAGAUCAGAGAGGACCCAAAAUCUACAAAAAGCAGAUGAUGUGAUCAGUUCCUGUUCUUCUAAAGAGGGCCUCAUUGAAGGGUUUGUGUUUUUAGUGAAACUUGAUCAGUGUAGUGUUCCGUUAAAAAGUCUUCAGUUUAACAUUAAUUCAGAAAUAGUCAGAAAAAAAGAGUCAGAAGUAAAAAAUAUCUUGUAAAUUUUAAAAACAGGGGAAUUGCAAUUGAAUGAUUUGUGUCAUUAUAACAGGAUUGAGAUUGACUGCCUUCAUUUUGUUUUUCUUGUUUUUUUGCAAAAGUGAGAUAUUGUGGAGUAUUUUAUAAUAAUUAAUACACUAAUGUGACAAACUUUGUACUAUUUUAUAAUCAUUCUGUGAUUUAUUGUUUCUGUAUUUAAUCCUCAAAUAUAAACUGUAUCAUUUGGCAAACGUCUUCUGUGAACCCAAACUUUACGCAAUUAAUUUAUAGUUUCACACACCACACUACAGCACUUUUUAAACUGUGUUUCAUAAUGUGAAUUUGUGUAAAUAACCCUUUGUAAACAGAUUUAUUCCGUUCUAUAUUUUGUUAUGGAUGUGAACUACAGUAAAUGCAGAUGAACUGUUUUCUUUUCCUGUCGUGUGAACUGAGUUUCAUGUUUUUGCUGA